Lasiosphaeria miniovina is the source of this 3860-nucleotide messenger RNA. Its product is annotated as NUC173 domain-containing protein. The coding region runs from base 132 to 3860 and encodes 1242 amino acids. NCBI's taxonomy places the organism in Eukaryota, Fungi, Ascomycota, Sordariomycetes, Sordariales, Lasiosphaeriaceae. The record is from RefSeq and is a predicted model, not a curated record. The transcript is spliced from 3 exons.
GUGGGGUUUUGCUGCCGAUAACGCUGAACUUUUCUGAAGUCCCUCAAAUUUCUCGACUUUCAAGGGUUGAAAAAGGAAAGCGAGACCCGAGUUGACCGACUGUAGAGCGAAGGCCGACUCAAAAUUUCAAGAUGGCGUCCGCGUCACUGAAGGAGAAAUUGGACAAGAUCAGGUCCCCCAAUCUCCAAAACCAGAAGCAGACCGCCAGCGUGCUCGAAGGCGUUGAGUCUGCCUUUGCAGAACGCAAAACCGAAGUCACCCCGACCGCAUACUUUGCAGCGCUCCUCAGCCUCCUCGACAACAAGAGUCUGGUAACGCCAGUCGUCUAUCUCCUCGAUGUCGUCACGCCUUUCGCGCCCGAGCCUCUCCUGAGAGCCAAGUUCACACAAAUCCUGGCUCUUCUGGCGCCAGUCUUGACACAGCCUGAUGCCGACGCUCCCCUGAUCCGGUCGUCGCUAGGGUGUCUAGAGAGCUUACUGCUGGCUCAAGAUGCGGCCGCGUGGGAUAUGAGCACGGCCCAGGUCGGCCCUCGGCGCGCCGUCGGCGGACUUCUCGGCCUCGCCCUGGAUCCUCGCCCCAAGGUCCGGAAGAGGGCCCAGGAGGCGCUGAGGAAAGUCCUCAAGAACCCACCCCCGAGCCCGUCUCUCGACCACCCCGCGGCGCCCAUGUGCGCCGAGACGGCCAUGCAGAGUCUCCGCGAUCUCGCCGAGAAGGCGACCACGUCCCAGAAGGAGAAGAAGGCCUCGGAGCCCUUGAACAUUCCCGAGCUUAUCCACGCCCUGCAGCUCGUCAAGUCUAUCGCCUCGGCGAGCGGCGGGUGGCCUAGCACCAAGAUCGAGUCGCUGUGUGAACUGCUCCUCGCCAUUGCUCGCUCUGGCAGCGAGCACAUGAGCAUCGCUGUGUUCGAUGUCUUCGAGAUGAUUUUUGAGGGCAUGGCCGACGAGGUUGCGUCUGCAAAGCUGCCGCGCCUGAUCGAAAUUAUCAAGGAGCUGCGUCCGGCGUCGGGCGACACUCAGCUUCUCCCGCCUUGGCUGGCCAUUUAUUCGAGAGCCUACGAUGUUUCUGCGCAGAUCUCCCCAGAGGAGACGUUCCAGGAGCUGGCAGAGCCGUUUGCGCUGGUUGCUAAAUAUCUGGAAUCGGAGGCCAAGAAUAUUCGGAUCUCGGCCUCGGAGUGCCUUGUGUCCUUCAUGGCCAACUGUGUUCCGCACCAAGUCCUCCUUGACCCUUCAGUCUACGAUGAAAAGGUGCUUCGGAGACUGGUCAAGACAGCCGAGAGUCUGUUGACUGUAAACUAUCAACAGGCGUGGCUGGAAACGUUCAAUGUUCUCGGCGCCAUGUUUGACGCGCUGCGCUGGAGGGCCUCGCCCUAUCUGCUUGGGGUGGCGAAAACCAUUGGCGAAAUGCGAAGUGUCGAGUUAUUUGCCGGCAAGCAAGAGGCCGACGAGGUCAUUGGCAAAGCCAUACGUGCAAUGGGUCCGGAAGCGGUCUUGGAAGUUUUGCCGUUGAACCUCGCAACGCCAGUCAGGGGUCAGCCAGGGAGGGCCUGGAUGCUGCCCUUGAUGCGUGAUUACGUCUCUAACACUAAUCUUGCGCACUUCAGGUCCGAACUUGUACCCCUCAGUGCCAUUAUGUUCCAGCGUGUGAUGGAUCAUGGGGAGGAAGCGAGGACAAUGGAAAUCAAGAUUUACGAGACGGUCGUGAACCAGAUCUGGUCAAUCCUCCCGGGCUAUUGCGACCUGCCGCUGGAUCUGACCGUGGCCUUUGACACUCCUUUCGCCGAGAUGUUGACAAAUCUGCUAUACGAACAGGUAGAUCUGCGCCUCGGUAUCUGCCGCGCACUGAAGACCCUCGUCGAGUCAAACCAGGCAAUCGCCUCGCUAGAGGGCGAGGAUGAUCUGGUCUUGCAGAGCAGACUUAGCAAGGAGGAUGCGCAAGAGAACCUAGACUUCCUUGGAGCAACAUACGCUGGAGACCUCUUGGCAGUGCUUUUCAAUGUCUACAGCACAACGUUGCCCCAGAAGCGCGGUCCGGUUUUGCAGACCAUCAACGCGUUUCUCAGCAUAAUACCUUCAGCACGUCUCCAGGAAACCUUUGAUCUGGUUUGCGAGAAGCUCGCUGCUGCUCUGCAAGAGGUCCCGGCGAAACACGAGAAACAGACCCAGGAAGGCGAGCAACCAAAGAAGGCAAAGAAAAAGGAGGAGCAGCUGCCAUCUACUGCACAGACCCUUAUGGACCUUGUCGUCACAAUGUCGAUAUACCUUCCAAGGGAAAGCUUCGAGGCCCUGUUUAAGAUUGCGUCCCUUGUCAUAAUUCGCGACGACGACCCGCAACUGCAGAAGAAGGCCUACAAACUGAUCCCGCGCCUGGCCGACUCCCCGCUAGGCAAGGUGGCUCUGGAGCAAAGAAGCCCGGAACUCCAAACUCUCCUUUUAUCAAGCGCAGAGAAGGUGUCGGCUCCCGCUCGGCGGGACCGCCUUGCUGCCAUUGCUGCCCUCAUCCCAUCUGUCCCCGACACCGAACUCCAUUUCAUCCCGUCUAUCCUUUCUGAGGUCGUCAUCAGCUGCAAAGAGCACAACGAAAGGGCCCGCAUAACAGCCUUUGACCUGCUGGUUCUCAUGGGCGAGAAGAUGACAUCUGCUAAGGGUGCUCUAAUUGACAACAGCAAAGUCCCACACAUGACCAAGGAUGCCCUGAUGGCGCCUGCUUCGAUCGAGGAGUACGUUACCAUGGUCAGCGCCGGUCUUGCAGGAAGCACACCUCACAUGAUCUCGGCUUCCAUCACAGCAAUUACGCGGAUACUCUACGAGUUCCGGGAGACCCUUAGCCUGGAGACUACGGCCGACUUGGUGCAAACAAUGGACCUCUUCUUGACGUCUAACAACCGCGAAAUCGUGAAAAGCGUGUUGGGCUUCGUCAAGGUCUGCAUCAUCAGCUCACCCACUGACAUGGUGCUCCCACGUCUUGGUACGCUUGUACCAAACCUCAUGGUAUGGAGUCACGAACACAAGGGCCACUUUAGAUCAAAGGUCAAGCACAUACUUGAGAGAAUGAUACGGCGAUUUGGCGUUGAGACGGUCAACAAGUACUGCCCAGAAGCCGAUAAGAAGCUUAUCACCAACAUACGCAAGACCAAGGAGCGGAACAAGAGGAAGAAGGACGCUUCGAGAGACGCCGACGACUCGGAGGAUGGCGAGGAGGACAAGCGCACCGGUCGGUUUGAGAGCGAGUACGACCAGGCUCUAUAUAGCAGCGACGAGUCUGGGCAGUCGGGUGAAUCCGAUACCGAGAUGGGCGGCAAGCCGACAAAGGCAUCGCGGAAGGGCGCGAAGGGUGGCAAUGCGUAUAUCGUCGAGGACGAGGACGAGCCUCUGGAUCUGCUCGACCGCAACGCGCUUGCCAACAUCUCCUCGACAAGGCCGGUGAAGCUUAAGCUCCGGACCAAGUCCAAGGCAAAGAUGGACCUGGAUGGGAAGCUCAUCUUCGGCAAGGACGAUAACGACGGCGCCAUGGACAUCGACACGACUGGUGGCGAGGGCGAGAGCGGCGUGGGGGCCUAUGUGGCUGCCCUCAGAGGCAAGGACGCGCCGCGGAGAGGCCUUCGUGGAAAAAUCAAGUGGUCCAACGGGAAAAAGGGCGGGGAUGACGACGAUGACGAGGACGGCAUGGAUGUCGACGACUCGGCUGCGCGGGCGCUCAAGUCUAGCGGCUUCCGGUCGCGGGGCGACGGCAAGUCUCGCGGCAUGUCGCGAGGCAGAGGGGGCGGUGGUAGAGGAGGCGGAGGCGGAGGCGGAGGCGAUAGGGGCGAUAGGGACGGGGUCUGGGACAAGACAAGCGGCAAGGAAUUCAAGGGGGGAGGGUAG